GUUCUGGCCGUCUGGGUGACCGGGCUUGGGGCGGACGAUUCGUCCGUCAAACGUUUUAGUUAAUAUCAUUGUCAGUUCGAUGUUAUUGUGAAUGUCGCGCCGUGUGAUACACCAAGAGAUGAUAUCCGAAAAGGAACUUAAAGAAAUUUCAAAGUUUCAUUUUUGACUUUUAAUAAUGCCUAACAGCCAUUUCAAUGUUUUAUUUCUUGGCAACGUAGUUUGACUAUACCGGAAGACUCUUAUAAAUGAUAUAAUUAACUCAAUGAACUCCAAUGGCAUAUCAAACGGAGCAGAACAAACAGAAGACGAGACACACAAAUCCUUACCAUAUAAAACGACCUAUGAACGCCUUCAUGGUAUGGUCCCGGUUACAGAGGAAGAAAAUAUCCAUAAUGAACCCGAAACUCCACAACUCGGAAAUAUCAAAGCGCUUAGGAUUAGAAUGGAAGGGUCUAGACGAGACCGCUAAGAGACCUUUCAUCGACGAAGCUAAGAGACUAAGAUUGAAACACAUGCAGGACUAUCCCGAUUACAAAUACCGGCCCAGGAGGAAGAAUAGACCUGACGUAGCGUACACAAGCGAUCCGGCUUACAGCAGGGAGAUGUUUGUAGAGGUGGAGCCAAGGACGACAGAGUCCUACCAAAUACCAUUGUCGUACGCGGAUCCGCUUACAUACAAUAACAUGAUAACUUACACUGUACCUUCGUUACCACAGCCGACCUACGUCCCCAGGUCGAAGGAAGAUAAUCUAUCGAGAAUAGACUUAAGCCCGUUACCUUCAAUUGAGAGUAUCUCCCCAAGACCGUUCGCAGUCGUCAGCCAGCAGAUGAUGGUCAAGGCGUACCAGGACUUGCAGUAUGUCGGAGACGUUCCGAGGAUAUCUUACCAUUACCCAUUCGGGGUCCAGUAGAAUGAUUAUCCGGACAGGCAGUUUAGUGGAAACUGAUUUUAACAGGUGCAAUGAUUCGUGAGCUUGGUAUUUCUGGAUCUGUAAUAAUCGAACAGAAUCAUGGGAGAUAAAGUGUCUAGGGGUAUGCUGUUUUUGUUAUUGUUAUAUGCACUAUGUAUUAAAAUACGUAUUAACAUAAUUAUGUAGAUAUUAAAGAAAAAGUUGAUAUU
Bombyx mandarina (wild silkworm) is the source of this 1120-nucleotide messenger RNA. RefSeq names its product sex-determining region Y protein-like (gene SoxB3). Gene Ontology annotation, biological process: positive regulation of transcription by RNA polymerase II; negative regulation of transcription by RNA polymerase II; neuron differentiation. Gene Ontology annotation, cellular component: nucleus. The record is from RefSeq and is a predicted model, not a curated record. Gene Ontology annotation, molecular function: DNA-binding transcription activator activity, RNA polymerase II-specific; RNA polymerase II cis-regulatory region sequence-specific DNA binding. NCBI's taxonomy places the organism in Eukaryota, Metazoa, Arthropoda, Insecta, Lepidoptera, Bombycidae.